AAAUGUCAAACGAUGUUUCACUCUUGUCAUUUUUCAUUUCCUUUUUGAUUAGUGGACCGUCCUAUUCAUAGUUUUUGUGAUUGUUACAAUAAAUAAAGAGUUAUGAUGGCUGAAGAUACGACAGCCGACGCGACGAGGCGACUGAAUGUGAAGAAGCAGACCCUGGACGAUGCCUACGCGGCACCGGCUAACUUCCUAGAAAUCGACGUUGUGAACCCAGUCACGACCAUGGGAGUAGGGAAGAAACGUUACACGGAUUACGAAGUUCGCAUGAGGACGAACCUUCCAGUGUUUAAAGUUAAAGAAUCAAGCGUCAGACGGCGGUACAGCGAUUUCGAAUGGCUUAGAAACGAAUUGGAGAGGGAUAGUAAGAUUGUCGUACCACCACUACCAGGCAAGGCUCUCAAAAGACAGCUACCAUUCCGCGGAGACGAUGGAAUUUUCGAAGAGGAAUUUAUUGAAGACCGUAGAAAAGGUCUAGAAGUAUUCAUCAACAAGAUAGCUGGCCAUCCACUGGCGCAAAAUGAGCGGUGCCUUCACAUGUUUCUGCAGGAGCCCAACAUAGACAAGAGCUACGUGCCCGGGAAGAUACGGAACACAUAAUAGACAAUACCGGAACACGAUGCGAGCUUCGAACUUUAAAACCAUCCUCCUUGUGUGUGACCGUUCAUUGGCCUAUAACCAAAAAGGAGGUUCCAAACUCGUGUUUUUUUAAUCUGUCCUUGUUAAACGUGAUGUUGUUAAUGUGUUAAAAACGUUGCAUGUGUGCGUUCGUAAUUACAAAUUCACGCACACAUUGACCAUGAGUGUGACCGCUAAUACUGCAUAUGUAUGUCUUCACAUCGGCAAGGACUUGGUAACACAGAUUCUUUCUAAAUAAUGUGUAAAUUGUAUCCGAUUGCUACAAACUGGCGAAUUGAAAAUCUUGUAAAGAAUUGAAAUGUUAGUACAGUUUUGUGAGAUAGUAUAUCAUAUCAAUGGACGUAUAAAUAGGCCUGUCUGGUACAGGGAGAUAAAGUGUCUGUGUUGCAUCAAUGUGUUCGGUAGUAGUACGUCAGCUAUGAGACAAGGUGGUGAGUUGGUACAUAGGCCGGUUGCAACAAGCGAGUAGUUUUAAAGUUCCUCUCCGAAUGUUAUUGCAGUUGUGACAAAUAUCUGACCCUGCCUUCUAGUUUUUGUUACGAACACAAUAUGCAAUAAUCUUCAGUGAUUACAAAUAAAAAGAAACUAAUGCUAUCUUUUGAGACAACAGAUAAUACAGCACAGCAUUCCACAGAUUAUAUUUUAUAAAAAGAAAGUAAUGCUCUUCAUUUAUUUUAAUGAAACACAGAAAGACUCGAUAUGCAUAAUGUUUCACAGAUUUAAAUGUAUUAGAACAAAAAUAAGUUAUUGUUUAAAUUAUUAAGCAAUAUAAUUGGUAUUGUUGAAAUUAUUCGUAUAACGAUCAAGCUCAUCAGUUGGUCACGUUGUUUCGUGGUAUGCCAUGUAUAUUUCGACAUGUAAUGCAUUAUAAAUCUCAUUAUUUUAAUAUCUUAUUCAUUUUUAUAAUUUCGUUAAGGAAAUUGAUUGUAUUUAUUGUGUGUUACUCUAUGGGUAGAUGUAAAGCGUUAACGGCUGAACAGUUUUGAAUGAAAUUGUAAUGCCCCGUUAGUGCGUUGAAAGAGCGAAAGUUAAAAGUAAUCUGAAUAACAUAGGUAAAUUAGGUAUAGUUUAAAAACGUGUUUCUUUAUUUACAGGGGUGAACUGGAGUUUGGCAAUAUUAUUUAUAGAAAUCAAAUAAUGUUUUCAAAUAAGAAUUGACACUGAGUCCUUGGUGUACAAAAAAUAAGAAAAAAAUCUAGCUUUAUAUCACUAGCUAUAAAGUGUGUCCAUCACUAGAUAAUAAUCGUCUGUUUAGUUACACAGAAGUAUAAUUUACAUGUAUUUUCGUUGUACACCAAAUAAAUUGGAAUACAAUGUAUUAUGUCUAUCGUAUUAGGAUAAAUAAAUUUGCUAUCAUGUCA
Molecule: messenger RNA, 2003 nt
Organism: Helicoverpa zea (corn earworm)
Lineage: Eukaryota; Metazoa; Arthropoda; Insecta; Lepidoptera; Noctuidae
Gene: Snx3
Product: sorting nexin-12
Exons: 4
Coding region: 103-603 (166 amino acids)
Biological process (GO): late endosome to Golgi transport; endocytic recycling
Cellular component (GO): early endosome membrane; retromer complex
Molecular function (GO): phosphatidylinositol-3-phosphate binding
Source: RefSeq, a predicted model, not a curated record